CCGCUGUAGAUGUUAUGGAGCUCCGCCACGCCCAUUGGAGUUGGACGUCAUUCAGCGGGUAAUCGGGUAUCCGCGGAUACCCGCCGGUCUCGCUCCACCGGAAAUGCAAGAGCCUUUCAAUGCUCGGCCAGCUCUUGUUCAAACGCAUGACCGCUUAAUCCGCUAUUGGCAGUACCUCAUGGAUGCGACUCCAAUCACACAGAAUCGUCGGUCUACACGCUCAUCUCUGGCUUGCUUGCCCUGUCGCUCCCGCCACGCAAAAUGCGAUGGGAAGCGGCCAUGUUGUGCCCGCUGUUCGGAGGUCGGCAACGAGUGUAGCUAUGCACCGUCACGGCGCGGGGGAUUAGAUCGCGCUGCCUUGGCCGAACGUCGUAAGCUACUGGCUUCAGCGGCGUACACUGAACCCAUUGAUCACCCGACUCUGCAACGAGGUAGAACAGUUCCUCCCGAGGAGUCUACCAUGCAGUUCCUCGCGGUGGAUGCUCGACCUGAGCCUGACGUGCUCAAUAUCGAUAGAGACAGCAACAUGGGCUUCGUCCUGCCGGCAGAGAACACAUUCCACCCGGGAAUGAUCGAAAAUGACCCAUUCAUCGACUCAUACUACAGGAAUUUUCACAUCUGUCAUCCGUUCGUCUUACCACGGAAACACCUGACAAAACUAUAUCAGGAUCCGGGUAGACAACAAGGCCUUGCACCACUAGUUGCCACUCUCCGCUUCAUCGGGAAUAUUUACAAUGCGCGAGAAUGGUCAAUUCCGCUCAAAGAUGAGAUCGAAACAUCCCUUUCAGCGUUGUCGCCGUCUGAUCCGAUCCGCGUCCAAUGCCAAAUGUUGUACUCCGUGGCCUUGUUCUGGUAUGACUGCAAGGCUGAGGCCAUGUCACAUAUGGACCGGGGAGUGAAACUCGCCGUUGAUCUGCAGAUGUUCCGGGCCGAAUUUGCGGCGUCCCAGGGAGCUGAUGACCGAGUACAGAGGGAAUCUUGGAGACGAACGUGGUGGAUGCUAUAUAUUCUGGACGCAUACUACGCGGGCACUCUGGGGACGAUGAAUCUCCGAGUUAUGGACAUUGACGUGACAGUAGAACUACCAUGCGACGAGUCAGACUAUGAGUCUGGGGAUAUUCCGACACCCAAAACCCCUGAGGAAUUUAAUCACCGCGAAUUUAUCCCCAGCAGUGUGCACUUCUCCUCCUUCGCAUAUCUUAUUGGCGCCGUGCAGUGCGCCGCCACCGCUAUAUCCAUAACCCCCAAAGUUGCCGCCGUGGAAGACUCGAUCCAUCUGAUUCAAGCGGUUGAUUGUAGCCUGGAGGGAUGGCGACUUUUAUUACCCCAGGAGCACAAACACGUCAUGAAUCAGGAUGGCGAAAUCGACGAACUCAUGUUCCAAGCGCAUCUGCUGAUCCAUGUAUCCACAAUCGGCCUCCACCGUCCACUAUCGGCCCUCAAAUUCAACGCCGUCGAGAAUGUAUCGAGCUGUGCCCGAGAACCGCCCUUGGACACGCCCACGCCCGAUCUGGUCAAUGUCCAUACCGUCCGGGUCCUACGGGCGGUGGAGGCCCAAAUCCGUCUUCUGGCCUUACCGCUCCGCCAAUUUCACCACACACCCUUCACCACAUGCAUGGUAAGCGAGGGGACACUAGCGCUCCUCUCCGCUUGCAGUGCUCUGCUCAAGGGGAGGGACCUAGCCAUCGCAAGAGAUCAGAUCCGAAUGACGCUCGGCUGUCUCAAGGCGCUGGGGGAAGUCUGGCCGAGGACGGCGAGGAAUGUACGCGAGAUCCAAACGAUUGCUCAGUGCGUGUUGAACCUUGGGCAAGUUUCUAGUAGUCAUAGUAUGACUGGAUCGAGUGAACUGCCGUCUCUCGGUACGGACGGGGUCAGUUUCGAUUCGCCCACCGGCGGUCUGUCCGCGGAUGAUAACGAUCUGCGUGCCUCCAUCGGAGCCAUUGAAGAUCUAUGUGGCUGGUAUAACCUUGGAGAACUGGAUCAUCCUCCGUGGGAGAUGAGCAAUGGAUUAUAAUCAUGCUGUUGGCUAUACCUGGGUUAUAUAGGAAUGACGCGAUUUGCGAGUAAAUUUGGCACUGAUAGACCAGCAAGAAUAUGUCAAACGAAUAUGUCAAACAGCAAGGAUGAUCUUUCCACGUGUAUAGGUAAAAGCUCCGAUUCGCAACAUCGUACCCCCGCCGCUGCCGGACGAGAUACACGCCCACCGCACCUGCAGCGCCGGUAAUCAGCAUGGUGAUCUUUCCUCGUCGCACACCUGGACGGGAAAUUCUCUACCAAUAGACUCCUGAGUGU
Messenger RNA from Aspergillus versicolor CBS 583.65, 2292 nucleotides. RefSeq lists its product as uncharacterized. Gene Ontology annotation, molecular function: DNA-binding transcription factor activity, RNA polymerase II-specific; zinc ion binding; DNA binding. Gene Ontology annotation, biological process: DNA-templated transcription; regulation of DNA-templated transcription. The coding region runs from base 104 to 2014 and encodes 636 amino acids. The transcript is spliced from 3 exons. Lineage: Eukaryota; Fungi; Ascomycota; Eurotiomycetes; Eurotiales; Aspergillaceae. The record is from RefSeq and is a predicted model, not a curated record.